This is a messenger RNA of Aureobasidium vineae, 420 nucleotides long. NCBI's taxonomy places the organism in Eukaryota, Fungi, Ascomycota, Dothideomycetes, Dothideales, Saccotheciaceae. The record is from the annotation of a GenBank genome assembly.
AUGAAGACACCACUAUUCCUCUUCUUCACCACUCUCCUGCUCUUCGUGCUUCCUACAUUUGCUCAAUUCCAGUUCUUUGAGCAAAUGUUCAACCAAGGUGGCCAACAAAACCAACAACCACAAAACGCCGCCUCCGACUCUGCCUGGUACAAGCAACAAUACGAAGCUGGUGAGCCUCCCUUUCUUGAACCAAAUACAGAGUCACCCACUGACGGCAUACAAACAGUACACUGCGACAAAUACCUCUGUCCUUCCACCUUGUCCUGCGUGCAUUUCCCACACCACUGCCCCUGCGCAUUCCCCGAGUUGGAAGAUAAAGUCGAGUUGGACGAUGGCAGUAUGGUGUGCGUAUCAAAAGGAGGCUACAAGGCUGGCGAGGCUGCAAGGAAGAUUGAAUUGGCGAGAAAGGGCUUGUUGUGA